Molecule: messenger RNA, 384 nt
Organism: Macrosteles quadrilineatus (aster leafhopper)
Lineage: Eukaryota; Metazoa; Arthropoda; Insecta; Hemiptera; Cicadellidae
Product: insulin-like
Exons: 2
Coding region: 1-354 (117 amino acids)
Cellular component (GO): extracellular region
Molecular function (GO): hormone activity
Source: RefSeq, a predicted model, not a curated record
AUGUUGGCCGUGCCGCUGGUGCUGGCUGUUCUACACAGUUCUGUCUCUGAGUCAGCGCAGACCUCUACACUUUCUGCAGCUUCUGCGCCCUUGCGUCUUUGUGGUAGUGCCUUGGUAAACACGUUGGAACUUGUCUGCGAAACCUACAAUAAGAGAUCAUCACCAUUGGAUUUCGAUAGUAAUGCUUUAGCAGACGACGAGGAGCCAGUAGGUGUGUUCCGCACCCGCAGGUCGGCGCUGCGGCUCGUCCCCAGGAGCUUCACCAGGCACAGGCGAGGGGUUGUCGACGAGUGUUGUCACAACUCCUGCACCAUCGAGGAGCUCGCUACUUACUGCAAGGUAUCCAGGAUCUAGCACCACCCUGGAGUUAUGCGUUAGUCCUCU